Molecule: messenger RNA, 690 nt
Organism: Lingula anatina
Lineage: Eukaryota; Metazoa; Brachiopoda; Lingulata; Lingulida; Lingulidae
Product: coagulation factor IX-like
Source: RefSeq, a predicted model, not a curated record
AGAGGAGUAUCGGAGUGGUGACGUAACGGACAUUUCCCGCAGCAAGCCUCUCUACCAACUGUCACAGUCAAGGACACCCCUCAUCAAACAUGGUUGCAAGGAUUUUCAACGUUCUGUUGCUAGUAAAAGUGACCGCACUCUAUGUCCUCGAAUACAAUACCAGCUUUGCCCAAGUCAGCAGCCCGACAAAACUGACAGAACUGAACAGAGGAAUUUACGAAAUUGGAGAGAAAUUGCAUAAAGAAUGUCCUUCCUUUUUCGACAGAAAGCUGGCUGAAAAUUUGCUUAUUCUGGGCAGACGACAGACGACAGAAACUGCGUCCAUAUUGAAGAAGCGCGACGCCAUGUUAGACUUGGAGCUGAGACUGGCUGAGAAGACUUUAGCUCAUUUGACGAAAGAGUAUGAGACUUGUGUAAAAGGGCGCGACCCCUGUGCCAGCUCGCCUUGUUUAAACGGCUCCACUUGCUAUGUCUUCAGUGGGAACGUAUGGUGUGAAUGUGUGUCGGGGUUUGGCGGAAAACACUGCGAAAAAGAUCUAGAUAACGCAAAGUAAAGGGACACAGAGUGCUAGUCCUCUACACACAAAGGAUGAUUGGAUUAUUACAAAGUUCAUCGAACUUAUUUACUGAGAUAUAUCACAUCAUGUAUGUUUUCUGCCACACAAAGUGAUCUUAGAAUUAAACAGUUGU